AUGAACCAAGUUUGUUCGUUGCAUUUUGUAAAAGAUGACUACUUUUUACCAGAUAUCCCAGCAAAAAGUAGAAAUUUGAAGAAAACAGCAGUUCCGUCUGUUAAUCUGCCAGGCAAAGUUUCUCAGAUAAAUGUCAUGAGACAAGAACUGGCUCAGAAUAGACUAAAGAGAGCAGAAAAUAGGAAAAGAAAGCUGGACAAUGAAAGUCAAACACUUAGAGGUGACAGUAAAAAACAAAAAAUAAAAAAUGAGACACCUAAGAAAUGUAUUAUUAAUAAUGCAGUCAACAAUGAGUCUACAAUUGUAGAAGUUGACAAUCACAAUGGAAAGAUUAAUCGUACAGAAAACCAUCCAAUUUCAGAAGAAAAACCAGUACAAGAAGAACUCUUAGAUAAGUUUUCGAAUUACUAUAAAGAUGAAAAAGAUUUACAAAUUAUGACAGGUCUUUCAAGUUUCAGACUUUUAAAUAUGUUGGAAAAGAUUGUUAAAGUUGUUGUCGCACAUGCUGGAUCAAAAACUUCUAAGGAAUUACCAAAAAUAUCGAUAAAAGACAGAAUAGUAUUAACAUUUAUCAAGUUGAGACAUAAUAUUACCUAUAAAGUGCUAAGUGUAAUGUUUCAAAUGGAUUCUGAAGAAAACUGUAAAGCAAUAUUUCAAAAUAUGAUAAGUAUUUUGAGUACUGGCCUACGUUUUGCUAUCCAUUGGCCAAGCAAACAAGAAAUUACAAAAAACACUCCUGAAUCUUUCAACAGCCUUUCUAGCGUGAGGGCUAUCGUCAACUUUGUUGAAACCAACAUUCACAAGCCUAAAAAUGUGUGUUGCCAAGAAAUGUCAAAUCCUUCAAGUGGAGAUGAAUACACAGUCAAGUUUAUGACAGCUGUUUCUCCUUGUGGUUUUAUUACAUACAUAAGUAAAGCGUUUUUAGGAAAAAGCACUGAUAAAGCUAUAUUUUUAGAAAGUGGUUUUGUCAAAAUGUUUGAGAAGAACGAUGGACUUAUGUUUGAUAAAGAAUUUUUAAUUGACAAAACGUGCUUAAAUUUUGCUGUGCAAUUCAUAAAACCUCUUUCUGCAACCGAGAAACAGCCCUUUUCUGGAAAAGAGGACCAAUUAAAUGAUACACUUACAAAAGCUCGUCUUCACAUAAAAAAACUAAAUUGCCGCAUAAAAGCUUUUAAAAUUUUGAGUACCAAAGUUCCAUCUUCCCUAGUAUGUAGGAUUGAGCAAAUAUUCGUCACUAUUUGUGCCAUUGUAAAUUUGAACUCAUCAAUUCUCAAGGAUAAUAAAGUCAGCAAAUAAAAGUAAAAAAUAUAUAUAUAU
This is a messenger RNA of Copidosoma floridanum, 1317 nucleotides long. RefSeq lists its product as uncharacterized. Lineage: Eukaryota; Metazoa; Arthropoda; Insecta; Hymenoptera; Encyrtidae. The record is from RefSeq and is a predicted model, not a curated record.